CGUAGCGGACGUUGUAAGCUGUGUUUCCUGCUCUAUGUUCUAGCGCUAUGCCGUGCUGUUGCGCAUAUAACUACAGCAAGAAGCCUGAAGAUGGUUAUGCCGUUUUUAUGAUACCACAAGGAAAGCGUGACGGCUUGCGCUGGAAGCAGUGGCUGCAUAACAUUGGCCGAAAGAACUUUGUUUCGACAAAGAACAGUGCUGUUUGCGAGCUCCCGAGCACCCGGCCAUCGACCGCAAGAACUGGCUCAUCCACAUGCAUUUCGUUCGACGGGAGUUCGACAUCUGCAAAGCGCUCAUCAAGGAGAUGCUUGCCGAGACAAAGGGGUACUGCGAAUACGCCCUCUACAUACAAGCCCUGAUACUGCGCCACGAAGGAAACAUCAGCGAAUCGCUAGAAGUGUUCCAGUCGUGUGCCCUUCUCAACGGGGACGCUUCGAUUCUGAAACAAGUAGCCAGAUCUCUAUUUCUGCUGGGAAGACACAAAGCAGCAGCCGACAUCUAUGAGGAAUGCCUUAAACUGAAAGGAAAAUGCUGGGACAUAUUGCAUUACCUCGGACUGUGCUAUGCAAAGCUCAAGGACUACGAACAGGCGAGACAACGCUUCGCAGAAGCCAUACAGCAGAGCCCUCGCGACGAGACCUUCAUCGCCCUGGGGGAACUGCACAUUGCCAACGACGACAUGAAGUCCGCAGUCAACGUCUUCCGAAAGGCUGUCGAGAACAAUCCAGAAAGUGCUGAGCUCAACACAAAACUCGGACUUUUGUACAUGCAGUGCAACAUGUAUCCAAAGGCGUUCGAGCGUCUGGGCGCGGCGCUUGCCAGCAAUCCGAGCUACGGACCGGCCGUCCUGGCGGCCGGCAGCAUCAUGCAGACGUAUGGCGACUACGACGUGGCGCUGACCAAGUACCGCGCCAUCGCCUCGGCACCGGAUGAAAGCCCUGCUCUAUGGAACAACGUCGGCAUGUGUUUCUUUGGCAAAAAGAAGUACGUCGCGGCCAUCAGCUGCUUGAAGAGGGCCAACUACCUGAACCCCAUGGAUUGGCAGAUCCUGCACAACCUUGGUCUGGUGCACCUGACCAUGGAGCAGUACGCCUCCGCCUACCAUUUCUUCAACGCCGCAGUCCACUUCAAUCCGCGCAACGGACAACUCUUCAUGCUACUCGCCAUUGCGUUACGAAACCUCCAGGACCCGGACAACGCAAAGCGGGCGUACGAGAGAGCCAUGGCCUUGGACGAGGAGCCUCUGGUAUGCCUGAAUUACGCCGUCCUGAUGCAUGACUUGGGAGAUCACAAGGCUGCGGCCAGACUGCUCGGACAGUUCGAGGAGCGGUGCCUCAAGCAGCAGCAGACUUCGGGAAUAGAAAUUGACGCGGCGGUGACGCAGAUGGCCAACAACCUGUCUAGUUCUCUGCAGUCGACGAGCGCGGACAGCAAGAGCUACGACGAAGUGCCAGACUCGCCGGACAGGAAUGACGAGUCCUCGCAAGAGAGAAGCGAAUAAAUGCACUCGUCUCAGGCUCCGAGCAUGUCGCAUACAGUAUAAGCGUGGACGACACUCAUGCACGGAAUGGGGGAAAUUUUUUGUAUGAUGCCGCCGUAUCUACGCAGUUUAUUUUUACUCAAACACUACGUAUACAACUUCGGAUUAAAGAAGCAAAUGAGCAGAAGCAUUGGUGAACUUAACCAUUUUUCUGAUGCCUUGUACGUAACGUUGCCUAGGCCUUUAUUAUUACGUUAUCCUAGGCCGGUCAGCGUCCCAGUUAUUUUGUACUUAAGCCUCUGCCGCACACCAAGAAAGCAUGCUCAGAAAUUACCUAAGCUCUAGGCAGAGCAACAGCAAAUUGUCAUUCCACGUGAAAUAAUGGGAAAAACGAAAAAAGAACAAAGAACAAAGCGAAUAAUAAAUAUCAAGGAAACCGAUAUUUCGUUGUGAUAUUAACAUGCAAAUUACACAGUCACCUAUGCCAAAAAGUUAGUUGACGAUAUAUAACGUUGUACAAAGAAAUGGUAGGCGACCCUAAUCUUUGACUUAGGUGUCUGUUAGUGGCACUCGUACCUCGGCGUCGGUGUUCUUUAGGCUAACUUUUGGCGAUCGCAACGCACGAAUCGAAAUCGGAGGCAACUGUUUUCCAUUAAUUAUCCGGUUAAAUAUCAUGCCAGCUUCUUCUGUGUGGCGUCAUUAGUGACGUCAUUACUUCCGGACGUUACUUCCGGGUGUCCAGGAAUUUCCCCAAAGUCGUGCUCACGUGGCGGGUUUCUAAAUUCUACGAUUCUGUGCUUUGGUGUGCGGUAGUCAGUGAUUUCUAAUUAAUUCUAAUUAUUCCAGACACUUCAGUGACAACUUGUAACUAAACUUAUGUUCUGAAUCAUAUAUAUAAUGAAACCCAUGAAUUUUGUGCUGCACUA
Molecule: messenger RNA, 2406 nt
Organism: Dermacentor andersoni
Lineage: Eukaryota; Metazoa; Arthropoda; Arachnida; Ixodida; Ixodidae
Gene: BBS4
Product: Bardet-Biedl syndrome 4
Biological process (GO): cilium assembly; protein localization to cilium
Cellular component (GO): ciliary basal body
Molecular function (GO): identical protein binding
Source: RefSeq, a predicted model, not a curated record